UUUCACAAGCAAAUAUUAGUGGCUGAAAUCAAUCCUCCACUUGUGCUUAUCAGUGGGAUGAUGAGUUAAUAUGUUGUUACAACUUUUGUGAGUCAACGCGACAAUCUUGAGAAUUCUUUACAUUUCAAGUCCCGCGUCAGCUGACAGGUUUUCGAAACCGGGGGAUUCCAUACAAAUACCAGUCGUGCACUUGUAAAGAGAGUCUGGCCCACCCUGCCGUGUUUUGAUUCAGGGAAAUUUUGCCCGGAUCAAGAACGAUUGUGAGCAAAUGAUAAGAAAACUGCUGAAGUGAGGGGAAAAAACGUAGGAGAGGUUUCAAGAGGUGCGAAAUUUGAUACCUCUCUGCUAGAGUAGGUCUUCUUGUGCGUGUAUCGACUCUGAGUGAAGAACGUGGUAAUCAUAAUAAUCAUGGGGAUCAAGACUACUGCGAUUAGCAUUGCUUGAUUGAGAUCGAGGGCUCUUCUGUUGUAUUCACUCGAGUGGAAUGCGACGAAUGUGUUUUGAUGCCAAUCUCUAAUCCCAAGAUUUGUUAGAAGCAAGAAGCCAUGUCAAAUUUAUACAGAACGGCCAGUGAUCGGGGGCUGUGGAAGAAAUAUCACAAGGACAACAUCCAGCAUUUCCACAAGCCGCAAUACUUGGACAAGGAUAAGGACAAACCUCAGGUGACCUAUUCACGUUUGAAUUUGGGUGAGAAUAUACGCAGCUACAACAACCGGCAGAGCAAUCCCAACAUCUCCAAAGACAUUGAGGAAAUCAACGACAGGUUCAACCGAGCCUACAGUGCCGAACACAUUCCCAGGAAGUACUCGACGAAAAGUGCCCCUGGAUCUCGUGCCGUCACCCCCAAUCGACUUCGGAACAAGGACCGUUACCUCUGCAACGGCCAUUACGAACCCUUUGGGAUAGACCCAAAGGCUGGGUUCAAUUCCGUGCCAAGACCCACCACAGCCGACUCGCAAUUCAGUCAAGAGACUUUUCCCGACGAUGAUCGAAUGUCGUAUGAGUCACGCUCCUUGGCAGCCUACAGUAAUUUCUCAGGCCGAGACUCUGUUCUUGAUAAUGGUUUGAACUCGAACGGUUAUCGAUACCCAUAUCCAAGUGAGCCCGAGCAGGAUAAGCCCAACCCAUUUGUGAGAGGUACAGAGAUCCAACGGGAGGCCAACACAAGUGUUCAAGCCUAUUUGAGGCACCACAAUAACCAAGUAAUCAAUCGAUACGCCGAUAGCGUGUCUUCAAGUGUUAUUUCCACCUCAGACUCGGCAAAGCCUUUCCCGGGACGAAUUGAGGACCUGCCCAGUCCCACAAGCCCUUUUAAAGUCAGUUCCAACACGGAAGACGACGAAUUGCUACUCAGCCCCACUGGGAGUGCGAGUUCAAGACAAAAGAUUCGACAGCUCCGAGACGAGUACCUAAACCGUUCGCCUGAAGAACUUGUCUUACAAAAGCCCAAGACGAACAAGUAUCUCAAGGAGGAGAACCGUUGGACUUCUCCAACAAAGAAGCCCCAAGACAAGAUUGACAAAAUGAAUGGAAUGGGGACGGAAGUAUCCAGUGGCGUGGUGUCAUCUUACCAUGCCCCUGAGAUGCAUCAUGCUCAAAUGGUGACCCUUCGACGGGAUUCGUCAUCAAGCUCAUCGGACUCCGAGGGUGCUACCAGUCCUCCUUCACACAUGGUCCUUCAAAGCCCAAUGGCCCCACUUCCACCAAUGGUGCGCCAACCAAGACCAACCGAGCAACCCCCACCUCCUCCACCACCAGCACUGCCGAAAAAAGGCGUUCAGACUGUGGUCAGGAACUCUUUCAUGUCGGCUGGAGGCCCACCAGGGUCCUCACAAGCCUCAAUGGAGGGCCCCGUUGAGCCCAGUUUUCAAACUAAUGACAAGUUUCAAGACCCCCCAAAGAAGAAAGGAGGAUUCUUUGCUUCUUUGUUCAAGAAAAAGACAGAAAAUAAGAACAGGAACACUAAUGGGAUAUCCACUUCAGUUGAGUAUGAUACAACCAGUGAUGACAGUAGUAGUGACAGCAGAUCUGAGGAUGAGAGCGAGGUCCUCAAACAAGAACCAUUCAUUCGGGGCCAAACAGGGCUGAUUCGCCAUCCCAAUAGAACAGUUGAGAUACCCAUCCAAAGGGAACCUCCAAAGACCCUUCCAAAGCCACAGGUUAAUGGGGAAGCAAGCGUUCAUGGCACAUUUUCAAAGCCCAAUUAUGACCGACAAAAGUCUGACACUUCUGCAGAGAGUGGACCUCUGUCAAGUUCUUCCCCGCUACCUCCACCUCCUGCGCCUGAAGAACUAGUUGACUUGACGAGACACGAACUGGAACGACGACCCUCCCAAUCCAAGCCAACCAAUCUGGAUGAUCGUCUGGUUGAGGUGGAGCGGAAAAAUUCGCUAUCAGACAUGGCAUCAGGUGUGAGGCCAAGUGAGGCCCCAGUAUCCAAUCUUUCCGAAAGUCAUCAACAGUUCCGGCACUUUGAGACCUCAUCCAUCCAUUUCACCACGGAAGCACUGGCCAAAAUGAUCCCCAGCCCGGAUGAUCCUUUGUAUGCUAAUGUGACCCGUUCCAAAAAAGUUGAAAACAGUAUUUCGGCCUCACAUGACACCACUCAAGAGAUUGAUGUUGAUGAGGCCCUUGGCUUUCAAAGUAGUGACGAAUAUGAGCACAACAAGAAAUCUGCUGAAAAGGUGGAAUGGUCUUCUACGCCUGGACCAAGCUCUUUAAGAGAACCCGUGGAAAUGCAUCCAGAUUUCCAUAGACCAUCAGACAGUCCAACAAAAGAAUCCAAGAAGAAGAAGCAUGGUUUCUUUAAUUUUGGGCGCAAAAAAGAUGAGCAACAGCCAUUACCCGAGCUUCCUGUUGAUGAGAAAACAUUCCCAGGUCCUGUUGUUGAUGUAGUUGCCCAAAGUCGACAAGAGCACCAGCAAUUCGAGUCUGAAAAUGGUGCUUCAAUUGCAUCUGCACAACAGCACUUCUCUGUGGAGGUGAGACGAAAGUCCAGAAAGGAUUCUUCCCCCUCAAUUACGUCUAAGUCUUCUCCAUCUUCUCGAGCAUCAACUAAAUCUCCACAACGAUCCUCCAGCGAUACACGAGGCUCCUUUCAAAAAUCAAAUGGAAUGCUGGGGGGUUUGUUCAAGUCGCCGUUUUCUGAGGCUAGAGCUAAGAGGACGACGACUCCUCGGCCCAAAUCGUUUGGAGGCCUAGGGGGUGCUGUGGAUGUCAGCCAUUACUUGGAUGAUGAAGAAACGCCAAUGCCAAAGAAAUUGGAAAGAAAUGUCUCUACAACCACGGACGAUGACGCUGAUCCAACUUACCAGCAUAUCAGUAGAUCCACAAUGCCAGUCUCUCGCCAAGAGAGCAGAGGCCAAGAGACUGGGUCCAUUUCGUCGUCCAGGUCAUCCUUUGUGGAGCCUGUGAAAGAGAAAAAACGCGGUUUUUUCAGUUUUGGAUCCAAGAGGAAGAUCAAAAACAAGGACAAGACCCGACAAAUUCAAUCCAGUCAAAAUCUAUCAAAGCACAAGAGUACUGGUUUUCUACACCAGAGUGAUCAGUCCUACAGUGACUCAAGGACCUCCCUCGAUCGGCAAUCCCUGUCCAGUUUUCCUGAUGAUCAGUACCAGGACCAAGGCUCCUUCAACCGGAAUUCCAAACGGAAGAGCGGAUUCUGGGGAUCCAAACCACGUGGACCACCUAAAAGGACAACCAUGCCAUCCUCGAGAAGCAUGGGUGGAGGCUUGUCUGGACCACUAGGGCCUCCAGGACCACGCGGACGCUCAUCAUCCAUGCCAAGGCCAAGAAAUAGCUCAGGGCUGUCGGGCCUCUUUGGAGUGAAACCCAGUCCAAGAAGAGGCCCUCCCAUCUCCUCACGUAGAGGCAGCUUUGACGAGAGGUCUGUGGAUAUGGAGUUGCAGAGAGGAUUCCCUUCUAAUCGUGGUGGACAUCAGAGCCUACCCCGGCGAAGACCACCAGGUGGAGGGUUUGGAAGUAUGUUCAAUGUUGGUGGCUCUCGAGGCCGUGCUCCACCCAGACGAGGACCACCUCCUCCCAUGAAUGAUGACGAGGAGUACAAUCAGGCCAUCCGUCCCACUCAAUCACUCCCUCGGAGGAAACCUAGUGGCAGCCUUGGAAGCUUAUUUGGGGGAAAUUCCGCUCGACGCUCUGGCAGACGCCCGCCAAUGAGAUCCCAGCCAGGCACCCCAAGUGGCAGAACUCCGCCAAAUCGCUUCCAAGACAUGAACGAAAUGGGCCCUGCUACUCCCAAUGACAUGAGACCUCAACAAGAGCUUCAAAUGGAGGCUGGGGAGACAAGAGAGAGAAGCAAUAGCCCUUCAGAGAAAUUCCCUCAGGCAAAUGAACUCAAACCAACACCAACUCCAAACAACAUUUCCAUUGAUCCAGUUCAUCCUCGGUCUGACUCUCUAUCAUCUCAGAGACAGAUGGGCAGACGAAGUGGACGGUUUAGAAAGCAGAUUGGGAAUUCUUCCAACGGGUCAGCACCUCGAUUUGGUCAGUCCCAGUCCUCCCACGACCUCUCUCUGCCGCCCUCAGCUGUUCGGGCACAGAACAAUGAGGCUAGGGCCAAUGCUCUGUUUGGUACACCCUCAAGAGCCAGCCCGGUUAGUAUGUCUGCCUCCAAUUUGUUACAAGACUCCAUCGAUCUUGCUCCAGAAGAGAGGGAGCUGUCUCAAAAGGACCGCAUGAGGAACACCACUAAGUCAUCAACCUCUUUGGCAAGGACCGAAAGCUACCGUCAGGCAAAGAACGCUCCUUUAAAAGACGAUGUCAUUACUGAAAUCGGGGGGAAUGGUCUUCCUCCCCGUCAGUCCAGGUCGCACAGCUCCAUGCCAAGAUUGAGCAAUAAGAACAAGCCCAUACUCACUGAGUUCAAAGGCGGACCCAGAGCCAAGGACGACCUGGACUCGCGAUCUUUGGGUGCCCGUUCGGAUGGAAGUCGCAAAGGCGGACCCGAUCCAUGUGUAGUAAUGUAAACCCAGAAUGCAAUGCAUCGUUGUUUCAACUGUAUACUGUGCUGUACGUCAAGUCAGUGUUGUAUUAUUGUUUUUAUACAUGAAUUUUACAUGGAGAAGUUGUGAUUUCAGUGAUUAUUCAUUUAAUGCCAUAUCAUCAUCAAUUGCGAUAAAAUAAAGUGUAAGUUAAGUUAAUAUCAAACACAA
Molecule: messenger RNA, 5171 nt
Organism: Tigriopus californicus
Lineage: Eukaryota; Metazoa; Arthropoda; Copepoda; Harpacticoida; Harpacticidae
Product: serine/arginine repetitive matrix protein 2-like
Exons: 3
Coding region: 546-4985 (1479 amino acids)
Source: RefSeq, a predicted model, not a curated record